UGAAUUUGGAGAAAGAAAAGCACACACAUACUGAAAAGUCGUGAAAUUCUGUGAAUUUGAUACUUUUACUGGCAUAAUCUGCAAGAAGACGUCACGAUGGCGUCCUACCAAAUUGCUAAUCUGUUGGAUAAGAUGACUUCCAACGACAAGGACUUUCGCUUUAUGGCCACGAACGAUUUGAUGACGGAACUGCAAAAGGAUAGCAUCAAACUAGACGAUGAGUCGGAGAAAAAGGUGGUCCGAAUGGUCCUGAGGCUUCUUGAGGAUAAGAAUGGAGAAGUGCAGAAUCUUGCGGUGAAGUGCCUCGGGCCGCUGGUAAUAAAGGUGAAGGAGAACCAAGUGGAGACAAUUGUGGAUUCUCUAUGCGCUAAUAUGGUGUCCAACAAGGAGCAAUUGCGAGAUAUCUCAAGCAUAGGGUUGAAAACGGUAAUUUCAGAACUGCCACAGACGCCCAACUCUUUGGCCCCGAAUGUAUGUCAGAGAAUCACCGGGAAAUUGAGUAAUGCCAUCGAGAAAGAGGACGUGAGUGUGCAACUUGAGGCUCUGGACAUUCUAUCGGAUCUGCUGUCGCGCUUCGGUGAUCUCCUUGUGCCGUUUCACGAUACCAUCCUGAAGGCGUUAAUGCCACAACUGGGCUCUCAGCGUCAAGCGGUGCGGAAGAGAACAAUUGUGGCGCUGUCGCAUCUCCUUACAUCCUGCAGCAACUGCGCUUACAACAAAGUCAUUGAGUACCUGCUGGAUGGACUAAAGAAGCCACAGAACACCAGCACAAUUCGCACCUACAUCCAGUGCCUGGCGUCAAUUUGCCGUCAGGCUGGACAUCGUCUCUGCAAUCAUAUUGAUCGCGUGAUGGUGUUGCUUAACGAGUACAGCCAGCGCGAAGAUGAUGAGCUGCGCGAAUUCUGCCUGCAGGCAUGCGAAGCGUUCAUACAGAGGUGUCCGGAGGCGAUUGUGCCUCACAUACCAAGCAUUGUGGCAUUGUGCCUGGAUUACGUGACCUAUGACCCAAAUUACAACUACGAGGCAGACGAUGGAGACGCCGGCGUGUCAAUGGAUACAGAGGAAGAGGAGGAUGUGGACAGCGAGGAGUACAGUGAUGAUGACGAUAUGAGCUGGAAGGUGCGUCGCUCAGCUGCAAAGUGUCUGGAGUCUGUCAUCUCCACACGUCAUGAGCUGCUUGAAGAGUUCUACAAGACUCUCUCGCCAGCCUUGAUUUUGCGCUUCAAGGAGCGCGAGGAGAAUGUAAAAUCCGACAUCUUCCAUGCCUAUAUUGCCUUGCUGAAGGCAACACGUCCGUCUGAUGACUCCACUCAUGAUCCAGACUCCAUGGAGCAAGUUCCCGGACCCAUUAGCAUGCUGCAAGAUCAAGUGCCAGAAAUAAUCCGUGCUAUUCAGCCGCUGAUGCGCGAGAAGUCGGUGAAGACGCGUCAAGAUUGUUUCCUGCUUCUGCGUGAACUUCUAAAUGCACUGCCCGGAGCAUUAGCAAAACACGUGGAUCAACUGAUGCCGGGAAUCAACUACUCAUUGAGCGAUAAGAACUCUACAUCAAAUAUGAAGAUAGACGCCCUGAGUUUCGUCUGUUGCAUGCUUCAGGGUCACAAUCCUCAAGUAUUUCAUCCUCACAUCCAACUUCUGGUGCCUCUGGUUGAGAAUGCUGUGUUCGAUCCAUUCUAUAAGAUCGCCACGGAAGCUCUCCUUGUGCUACAGCAACUGGUGAAGGUGAUUCGCCCACUAUCGAUGGACACUAACUUUGACUUUGCUCCAUUCGUACCGCAAUUAUACAACUGUACACUGCAGAAGUUACGAUCUCCCGAGGUGGAUCAGGAGGUGAAAGAGCGCGCCAUUGCUUGUAUGGGACAGAUCAUCGCCAAUAUGGGCGAUGUGCUGAGAACUGAGCUUACAACAUGCUUGCCACUAUUCAUGGAGCGUCUGAGGAAUGAAGUGACUCGCUUGUCUUCAGUGAAGGCUCUCACGAUGAUUGCCGCAUCUCCGCUGAGAGUGAAUUUGUCCCCAAUCAUUGUUGAUGUGAUUCCAACUUUGGGGUCGUUCCUGAGAAAGAAUCAACGUGCUUUGAAACUCAAUUCCUUGACACUUCUGGACACACUUGUCAUCAAUUACAGUCCCUUCUUCAAUCCGGAACUCCUCAAGACGGCUAUUCAGGAGGUCCCACCGCUUCUCUCCGAGUCUGAUCUACAUGUCGCUCAACUGUCACUGGUGUUCCUGACUUCGGCUGCCCAGCAACAGCCUCAGGCAGGCGUAUACGAAGCGAUUCUGCCUGAAGUGAUGACCCUCGUGCGAUCGCCACUGCUUCAAGGCACGGCCCUGAACUGCACGCUCAAGUUCUUCCAGGCUCUAGUGCAGGCAAAUCUGCCGCGUCUGAGCUACAACUAUUUACUGGAGCUCCUCAUGGCACCGGUGAUUAAUCAGCAGCCCGGUCAGGUGCUACACAAGCAAGCUUAUCACUCUCUGGCCAAGUGUGUGGCUGCCAUCACACUUCAAGUGCCACAGCAAGCGGAACCUGUGGCAGCUCAACUUCUGCACGACAUCCAAGAUCGCAAAUCUGACACUUACCUGGUGUUCUGUCUCCUCACAAUCGGCGAAAUUGGACGACACUUCAACCUCAGCAACAUCGAAAUGCUGCCUCAGUGUAUUCUGAAUUGCUUUGCUGCCCAGAGUGAAGAUGUCAAGGCAGCUGCGAGUCACGCUUUGGGCGCUGUCGCUGUAGGAAAUCUCAAUUGCUACCUCCCGUUUAUCCUUAGCGAGAUUGAGGCGCAGCCCAAGCGACAAUACUUGCUACUGCACUCUCUGAAAGAGGUAAUUUCUUCUCUAUCACUCUCUAAAGGCGGUCUAGAGCAACUCAUCCCAUCAGUGCCGUCAAUUUGGGCUCAGCUCUUCAAGCACUGCGAGUGUUCAGAGGAGGGAUCUCGAAACGUCGUAGCCGAGUGUCUGGGAAAACUCGUUCUCGUGCUGCCCGAUGAGCUAUUGCCUCGUCUUCAGCAAGCGCUGAAGAGUGAGAGUCCGCUAAUGCGCACAGCUGUGGUCUCUUCCAUCAAGUUCACCAUUUCCGAUCAGCCGCAGCCGAUCGAUCCACUGUUGCGUCAGUGCAUUGGCCAAUUUUUGUACGCUCUUCAAGAUCCGGAACCUUCAGUGCGACGCGUGGCUCUGGUGGCAUUCAACUCGGCUGUACACAAUAAACCGAGUCUCGUGCGUGAUCUUUUGCCAGAAUUACUACCGCAACUCUACUCGGAGACGAAGAUCAAGAAAGAGCUCAUUAGAGAAGUGGAAAUGGGCCCGUUUAAACACACUGUAGAUGAUGGCCUGGACAUCCGCAAGGCUGCAUUUGAGUGCAUGUACACUCUUCUGGAGCAGGGACUCGAUCGUGUGGAUAUCAUGCAGUUCCUGGAGCAUGUUCAAGCUGGACUCAAAGAUCACUAUGACAUCAAAAUGCUUACGUACUUGAUGACGGCUCGCCUGGCUCAAUUGUGUCCAACUGCGGUCUUACAGAGACUCGAUCAGUUUGUCGAUCCUCUCAGAGCCACGUGUACCUUGAAAGUCAAAGCAAAUUCAGUAAAGCAGGAGUAUGAGAAGCAGGAUGAACUGAAGAGAUCUGCUCUGAGAGCUGUGGCUGCUCUAGCUUCUAUUCCUAAAGCUGAUGUAAAUCAACACUUGAGUGAAUUCCUGGCACUCAUUCGGGCCACUCCGGAUCUUCAGACGCUCUAUGAGUCCGUUCAAAAGGAUACAUCGGUUAAUAGCAAUACAGAUUCGGGAAUAAGCAUGGAUCAGAGCUAAGAAUGUGGUAAAUUUAUCCAUUUGUCGCAGGAAAUGAAGAGCUGAAAGACGAUAUCCUUAAAAAUAAUGAGAAGCGCUUUUGACGAGAUUCAAGGUUUAUCUAAAAAAAAAGUGUUUUAUGUUCCAAAAUUUCUCUAUUCUUUAUUAAAAUAUAUUUCAUAAUUUUGAAGAUGUGUGAACAAAUUUAAGUAGAUUUUCACCAUUUUCUGUGGUUUUUUAUUGUAAUUGUGAAAAUUGAAAUGCAUUUUUUAAAUAAGAUUAAACAUUGAACAAUUUAAUUGCAUUUCUUUGCUAUUCAUGAUGAAAGAAUGAAGAAAAAAGAGUCAGUUUAAUGUAUUUUGGAGCACAAUUUAUUGUUUUCCCUUGUCAAAUUCAUAUUAUUAAUAAAAAGUCGGGGUGUAAUAUCUCACAAAGAAAUAUAAAAACAAAUUUUCAGCUAAGAAGUAUCUUUUAACUCUCUGUGCUGAGCAUACAUUUUAUCUAAAUAUUUCACUUUAACUGCGAUUUUUUUUUUCAAUUUGUUUUAAUAUUAUAUAUAUUCACUGCAAGGAAGAAAAAAAAAAGAAAUUGAGAUAAAAUGAGUAAAGGGAUAGAGGAAUAGAGAAGAUGAAGAGGAAAUGAAAA
This is a messenger RNA of Phlebotomus argentipes, 4413 nucleotides long. It is a transcript of the gene Cand1, whose product is annotated as cullin-associated NEDD8-dissociated protein 1. Gene Ontology annotation, cellular component: nucleus. Lineage: Eukaryota; Metazoa; Arthropoda; Insecta; Diptera; Psychodidae. Bases 97 to 3789 code for a protein of 1230 amino acids. The transcript is spliced from 5 exons. Gene Ontology annotation, biological process: protein ubiquitination; SCF complex assembly. The record is from RefSeq and is a predicted model, not a curated record.